AUGAAUCGUCAUGUUCAGGAUGAAGUUCACGCUCACUCCUUACGCGACCCCGAAUCUUUCUGGUCGCAUCAAGCAGACCAAUUACACUGGCAUAAAAAACCUUCUCGAGCUCUGAAGCUCUACAAAAGGACGCUUAGUGAUGGCACAUCGUACCAGAGCUACUCAUGGUUUCCCAACGGCGAAAUAUCAACCUCGUUCAAUUGUGUUGACAGGCAUGUCAAUGCUGGCAACGCAGAUGCCAUAGCCAUCAUAUGGGACUCACCUGUCACGGGCGCUACUGAGAAGAUUACAUAUGGCCAACUCCUCGAAGAAAUUGAAGUCCUGGCAGGGGUCUUGCGUGAAUCAGACGUCAAGAAAGGGGAUGUCGUCCUUAUAUACAUGCCCAUGAUUCCUGCCGCGCUCUAUGCAAUGCUGGCUGUCUCUCGACUCGGAGCAAUUCAUACUGUCGUCUUUGGGGGAUUCGCAUCAGCUUCAUUAGCACAACGCAUUGAUGGUUCAAAGCCAAAAGCCAUCAUGACAGCAUCGUGCGGCAUAGAAGGCUCAAAAGGGCCAUUGAGUUAUAAAACAUUGGUUGAAGGUGCACUGAAAAGGAGUGACUACAAGCCCAAGUGUGUCAUGAUAUGGCAACGCUCCCAAAUGCCAUGGGCCCCGCUCAAUGAGGAAGCGGGCGAAAGAGACUGGCAGAAGUUGGUCCAGAGCGCCAAAAGGAGAGAUAUCAAGGCAGAAGCAGUGCCUGUGAGGAGCAAUGAUGGCCUGUACAUCAUCUACACUAGCGGAACAACGGGUCAACCGAAGGGUGUUCUUCGAGAAGCUGGCGGUCAUGCGGUUGGACUCAAUCUUUCCAUUCGCCUUCUCUUUGGCAUUCGUUCUAGCGACGUGAUGUUUUGUGCAUCUGACAUCGGUUGGGUAGGUAAGUGUACUUCCGAAGAUCUCUUCUCAAAUGGUUCAGCUGACUCAGAAAUGCUCUUAGUCGGACAUUCAUAUAUUCUGUACUCGCCUUUACUCGCCGGCGCCACAACAGUGCUUUUCGAAGGGAAGCCAAUUGGUACCCCAGAUGCCUCAGCCUUUUGGCGAAUCGUUGCAGAGCAUAAAGUCAACACCUUAUUCACAGCGCCAACAGCGCUGCGUGCAAUCAAGAGGGACGACCCAAAGAACAAAUUUUUGGAGGAUGCUGGUCGACGAGGAGGCCUCAAGCAGCUGAGAGCUCUCUUUCUGGCUGGCGAACGCAGCGAACCAAGCCUUGUCCGGAUGUACCAGAGCCUCUUGGAAACAUUUUGCGCCCCAAAUGCACAAGUGAUCGACAAUUGGUGGUCAUCCGAGUCGGGUUCUCCCAUCACAGGCUUGGAACUUGAGGCUCAAGCUGGCAAAGACUUCCAUAGUCGAGGCACUUCCAAGGCUUUGCCAACCAAGCCUGGCGCCGCCGGAAAAGCAAUGCCAGGUUUUGACGUCAGAAUCGUUAACGACGAUGGGAAAGAAGUCAGCAAUGGCACUAUGGGCAACAUUGUUCUGGGCAUCCCAUUAGCCCCUACAGGCUUCACGACGCUGUUCAAUGAUGAGGAACGCUUCUACAAAGGCUACAUGAAGCGUUUCGAAGGCAAAUGGAUAGACACAGGCGAUGCCGGCGUGAUAGAUGAGGAUGGAUUUCUGUCGAUAAUGGCCCGCACUGACGAUAUUAUCAAUGUCGCUGCGCACCGCUUCAGCACUGGAGCCAUCGAACAGGCCAUCACGUCCCAUGCCUCAGUGACUGAAGCGUGCUGCGUGAGCAUUCCUGACGACUUAAAGGGCCAUCUUCCAUUUGCGUUUGUCACACUUUCAACGACUAAUCAUCCCAAUUCUGCAAUACCGGAUGAAAAACUGUACAAAGAAGUUCAGGCAUUGAUCAGAGAUCAAAUCGGGGCCAUCGCGGCGUUAGGAGGCAUGAUUCAAGGGAAAGGCAUGAUUCCGAGGACGAGAUCUGGGAAGACGUUGCGGAGAGUGCUCCGAGAGUUGGUGGAGAACGCUGUUCAUGGCGAUUUUGAAAAAGAGGUCCAAGUACCCGCAACAGUAGAAGAUGCAGCAGUGAUUGGGGUAGCCAGGUCGAAAAUUAAGGAGUAUUUUGAAGGCAUGGGAGGGAAACAUAAGGCGAUUGAGGCCAGAGCUAAGCUUUGA
This is a messenger RNA of Bacidia gigantensis, 2148 nucleotides long. RefSeq lists its product as uncharacterized. The transcript has 2 exons. Bases 1 to 2148 code for a protein of 715 amino acids. The record is from RefSeq and is a predicted model, not a curated record. Lineage: Eukaryota; Fungi; Ascomycota; Lecanoromycetes; Lecanorales; Ramalinaceae.